Fusarium coffeatum is the source of this 1656-nucleotide messenger RNA. RefSeq lists its product as uncharacterized. The record is from RefSeq and is a predicted model, not a curated record. NCBI's taxonomy places the organism in Eukaryota, Fungi, Ascomycota, Sordariomycetes, Hypocreales, Nectriaceae. Bases 1 to 1656 code for a protein of 551 amino acids. The transcript is spliced from 6 exons.
AUGCCCGCCACUACCAGCUGGCAAAGCCUCGCCGCUCUCCACCGCGAGAAGCAAGUCGAAGCCGUCCCCAAAGAAUGGCUUCUCUCCGAUAAACAACUUCAGACUGGUGAUCGCUUGAUAGAGUCUAAGGUUGUGCAAAAGUCUGGUCUUCUUUCUGAAAAGGAGAUUGAUAUUACCGAGCGGUAUAAUGCUUCUGAGUUAUUGAGGAAGAUUCAUCGUCAGGAAAUUUCUUCUGAGGAUGUUGUUGUUGCGUUUUGCAAGCGCGCUAGUCUUGCUCAGCAAUAUACUUCAUGUCUGACGGAGAUCUUCUUUGAGGAGGGCAUUCAAAGAGCGAAGCAACUUGAUAAGCAGUUGAAAGAAACUGGCAAGCUGGCAGGUCCUCUACAUGGAUUGCCCAUCAGUCUCAAGGAUUCAUAUGCCGUCAAAGGUCAUCAUGCGACUGUUGGAUAUAUCGAGUUCCUCCGACAACCCAUCCCAGAUAGCAACGCUGCACUAGUCGACCUUCUUCUCGACGCUGGAGCGGUUUUGUACUGCAAGACUAAUCUUCCCCAAACUAUGAUGACUGCAGACUCAGAAAACAACCUCUUUGGCCGCACUCUAAACCCUCACAACACCACCCUAACAGCAGGCGGUUCAACAGGUGGCGAAGGAGCCCUGAUCGCCUUCAGAGGCUCCCCCCUCGGCGUCGGAAGCGACAUCGCAGGCUCAAUCCGCAUUCCCUCUCUAUGCUGCGGUAUCUACGGUUUUAAGCCCACAGCAGACCGCGUUCCCUUCGGCGGUCAAUCAGAAUACCCCUUUCCCAAGAUCCACCUUCCUGGUGUGAUGCCAGUUGCUGGACCCAUGGGAAGUUCAGUUGAGGAUCUGCAGAUGUUUAUGAAAGUCACUAUGGCUCAACGGCCAUGGAAAUAUGACUCUUCUGUUGCGGAUAUUCCUUGGAGAGAUCUUACGGCUGAUAAGAGAUUGGUUAUCGGAGUUAUGGCUGAAGAUCCAGACUAUCCACUUCAUCCUCCUGUAAAACGCGCUCUGUCUAAAGCUGCAGCCGCCCUCGAGAAGGCCGGCCACAAAAUCGUCCAACUCCCAGCCUCUCCCCAGCGCAACGCCGGUCAUGGCGCAAGAAUCGGCUUCCAGUACUUUAUGAUGACCGGUCCCGACCCCGACACCAUCUCCCGCGAAGUCGGCGAACCACUCGUCGCUUCAGUGGCGCGAAUGGUACAUCCCUUCUCCAAGGGAGAAUUCCCCGUCAGCCAGGGCCUCGACGUACCUGACCGCCUGUUCGCUUUGAAUGAGAUCAAGGCAGAGUAUGGAAAGGCGUGGAUGGAGGCUUGGAGGGAUAACGAGUUGGAUGUUGUUCUUGCGCCUGGAGCGGCGCAUACAGCUGUUCCUCAUGAUACGUAUGGCAAUCCGGUCUAUACGUUGAUGUGGAAUGUUUUGGACUACCCUGCUGGAAUUAUUCCCUUUGGCACUUCGUCCAAGUUUGAAGAUGAGGAAGGUGUCAAGGCUACGGCACCCUUUGAGCCCGAUUAUGCCCCAGAAGCUACCGACGGAGCGCCGUGCGCUAUCCAGAUUGUGGCGCCUCGUUUCAGAGAUGAAGAGUGUUUGCAAGCUAUGCAAAUCAUCGACAAGGACAUCAGAUUGUCUAGGGCACCGAAGCUAUAG